UAUACCAUUGGUAAUUAUGAAUAAUAUUUUAAGAGGUGAUAAUUCAGUAGAGGCUCUACAAGAAGUACUUCUGAGCAAUUUCCUAGGAGGGACAGGGACAAAGAGACAGCGUGUAGUAGUGUGUGCACUGUGUCCUUGGAUCCAGAGAUUCUGCAGGUACAAAGGCAGCCUCCCUCCAUUGCUUCAUCAUCUCAUCAACUCCCCAAAUACCCUCUUUAACUUCUCAUCUCCUACCCUAUCUACUUAUGCUAAACCUCUUCACCACUCCACUAAUUAGUUACUACUAGCCUUGCGACAUAAGCAAGACCAAGAUUUGGGAGGGCAAUUAGCCAAUAGAAUUAUCUUAGCCUAGCUUCUCUUGUACUGAUGUUCUUGCACAUACCUGUACUUUGGUACCACUAGCUGGUAGUACAAUUCACAGAUAGUGUUACUGUCGUUGUCUAUGCGCACGCGCUGCUUCUCGUCGGUGCCAUGAGCAGCCGGAGGAGCAAAUGGAGGGCGGCGGCGGCGGCGGCACUCGCCAUGCUGCUGUGCGCGUGCUGCGCCGUCGCCGUGGACGAGCAGGUCGCCGCGCUUCUCGCGUGGAAGGCGACGCUGCGUGACGGCGUGCUGGCCGACUGGAAGGCCGGUGACGCGUCGCCGUGCCGGUGGACCGGCGUGGCGUGCAAUGCGGACGGCGGCGUGACCGAGCUGAGCCUGCAGUCCGUGGACCUGCACGGCGGCGUCCCGGCAAACCUGGGCGCCGCCGUGUUUGGCACUCUGAGCCGGCUCGUCCUCACCGGCACGAACCUUACAGGGCCUAUCCCGCCAGAGCUCGGCUCGCUGCCGGCGCUGGCGCACCUCGACCUCAGCAGCAAUGCGCUCACGGGGUCCGUACCGGCCGGGCUGUGCCGGAACGGGAGCAAGCUCGAAACGCUGUACCUCAACUCCAACCGCCUCGAGGGCGCCCUGCCAGACGCCAUCGGCAACCUCGCGUCUCUCCGGGAGCUCAUCUUCUAUGAUAACCAGAUAGCCGGCAAGAUCCCGGCAUCCAUCGGCCGGAUGUCCAGCCUCGAGGUGAUCCGAGGCGGCGGCAACAAGAACCUCCACGGCACGCUCCCCGCGGAGAUCGGCGACUGCUCCAGGCUCACCAUGGUCGGCCUCGCCGAGACCAGCAUCACGGGCCCGCUCCCAGGAAGCCUCGGCAAGCUCAAGAACCUCACCACGCUGGCCAUCUACACGGCGCUUCUCUCGGGCCCGAUCCCGCCAGAGCUCGGCCGCUGCAGCAGCCUGGAGAGCAUCUACCUGUACGAGAACUCCCUGUCCGGGUCCAUCCCAUCGCAGCUCGGCGCGCUCCCCAAGCUCAAGAAUCUUCUCCUCUGGCAGAACCAGCUCGUGGGCAUCAUCCCUCCGGAACUCGGCUCGUGCCCCGGGCUCGCCGUGAUCGACCUCUCGCUCAACGGGCUGACAGGCCACAUCCCGGCCUCGCUCGGGAACCUCUCCUCACUCCAGGAGCUCCAGCUGAGCGUCAACAAGCUCUCCGGCGCCGUGCCGCCGGAGCUCGCCAAGUGCAGCAACCUCACCGACCUCGAGCUCGACAACAACCAGCUCACGGGCGCCAUCCCCGCCGAGCUCGGGAACCUCCCGUCUCUUCGCAUGCUCUACCUCUGGGCCAACGCUCUCACGGGAUCCAUCCCCUCGGAGCUCGGCCGGUGCGCCAACCUCGAGGCGCUCGACUUGUCAACCAACGCGCUCACGGGCGCCAUCCCGGCGUCGCUCUUCCGGCUCCCGCGGCUCUCCAAGCUUCUGCUCAUCAACAACGGGCUGUCCGGACAGCUUCCCCCCGAGAUCGGCAACUGCACGUCGCUCGACCGGUUCCGGGCCAGCGGCAACCAUAUCGCCGGCGCGAUCCCUGCCGAGAUCGGCAUGCUUACGAGCCUCAGCUUCCUCGACCUCGCGUCCAACCGGCUCUCGGGCGCCCUUCCUUCGGAGAUAUCCGGGUGCCGGAACCUCACGUUCCUCGACCUCCACGACAACGCCAUCUCCGGGGCGCUUCCGGAGGGGCUCUUGAGGGACUUGCUCUCGCUCCAGUACCUCGAUCUCUCCUACAACGUGAUAACCGGCGCGCUCCCUUCGGACAUCGGCAAGCUCACGUCGCUGACCAAGCUCGUUCUUAGCGGUAACCGGCUUUCCGGCCCGAUGCCGCCGGAGAUCGGGUCGUGCUCCCGGCUCCAGCUCCUCGACGUCGGUGGCAACGCGCUGUCGGGUCACAUACCAGGGAGCAUCGGGAACAUCCCGGGGCUCGAGAUCGCUGUUAACCUCAGCUGCAACAGCUUCUCGGGCACGGUGCCGGCAGAAUUCGCCGGGCUUAUGAAGCUCGGGGUGCUGGAUGUGUCCCACAACCAGCUCUCUGGCGACCUCCAGCCGCUGUCGGCGCUCCAGAACCUCGUGGCGCUCAACGUGUCAUACAACGGCUUCUCGGGCCGGCUGCCGGAGAUGCCCUUCUUCGCCAGGCUGCCGACCAGCGACGUCGAGGGCAACCCAUCGCUGUGCCUCUCUUCCUCCCGGUGCUCGGGCGGCGACAGGGAGCUCGAGGCGCGCCACGCCGCUCGCGUCGCCAUGGCCGUGCUGCUGUCCGCGCUCGUAAUCCUCCUGGCGGCCGCGGCGCUCGUCCUGUUCGGCUGGCGGAAGAACAGCCGGGGCGCGGCCGGGGCGCGCGCAGGGGAUGGCGACGAGAUGUCGCCGCCGUGGGAGGUGACGCUGUACCAGAAGAAGCUGGACAUCGGGGUCGCCGACGUGGCCCGCAGCCUGACACCCGCGAACGUCAUCGGCCGGGGCUGGUCGGGCGAGGUCUACAAGGCAAACAUUCCUUCGACCGGCGUCACCAUCGCCGUGAAGAAGUUCCAUUUGUCGUGCGACGGCGAGCAAGCGGCGUCCGUGGCGGAGGCGUUCGCGUGCGAGGUGAGCGUGCUCCCGCGGGUGCGCCACCGCAACGUGGUCCGGCUCCUCGGGUGGGCGUCCAACCGCCGGGCAAGGCUCCUCUUCUACCACUACCUCCCCAACGGCACCCUCGGCGAGCUUCUGCACGCCGCGAAUGGCGCCGCCGUGGUGGAGUGGGAGGUGCGGCUCGCCAUCGCCGUGGGCGUGGCCGAGGGCCUGGCCUACCUCCACCACGACUGCGUGCCGGGGAUCAUCCACCGCGACGUCAAGCCCGACAACAUCCUCCUCGGCGACCGCUACGAGGCCUGCAUCGCCGACUUCGGCCUCGCCCGCCCCGCCGACGACCUUGCCGCCAACUCCUCCCCUCCCCCCUUCGCCGGUUCCUACGGCUACAUCGCUCCCGAGUACGGAUGCAUGUCGAAGAUCACGACGAAGAGCGACGUGUACAGCUUCGGGGUGGUGCUGCUGGAGACGAUCACGGGGCGGCGGGCGCUGGACCCGGCGUACGGCGAGGGGCAGAGCGUGGUGCAGUGGGUGCGCGGCCACCUCUGCCGGAAGCGCGACCCGGCGGAGAUCGUCGACGCCAGGCUGCGGGGCCGGCCGGACACGCAGGUCCAGGAGAUGCUGCAGGCGCUCGGCAUCGCGCUGCUCUGCGCCAGCCCGCGCCCCGAGGACCGGCCCACCAUGAAGGACGCGGCGGCGCUGCUGCGUGGCAUCCGGCACGACGACGGCGGCGGCGCCGAUGCCCGGAAAGGAGGAACCGGGGCCGGAAGUGGAGCAGAGGCGGAGAAGCGGGCUGAUCCAAGGAAGCCCAUCUCGCCGACCAAGCUGAUGGCUCUCGGUAGACCGGCCCAAGCCCAAGCCCUGGACCGACCACGAGCAAGUUCCGGCUCACUGGGCCUACUCAACAACCAGGAGUAAAGUUUGAAGUCAUGGGCCCUACUAGAAGCGUUAUGUAGUAUAGUCAUCAUGUAGAGCAUGAACCCUGUUGGGAUGAGUUUAGCAGGAAGGGGGUGCGUCGUUUCGCCAGGCACGUACACCCUGUUUGGGUACAAAAUGGUGUUUUGCUUCAGGGGUUUGGUAGUGAGAUCAUAUUCAUAGGAUGCCAUCUCUAGAUGGUCCAGCAUAGUCAUGACAGGUUAAUACCUUUUGUACCAUGAAUGUGGUAUAAUGCAAUGGAACUUAGUGUAAAGUAUCCAGUUAGAAAUAUUUGUAUGUGAGAUCAGUGAAGAUGUUUGUCAAAGGGAGCACAUGCCUCCUGUUAUUCCCCUUGUC
This is a messenger RNA of Brachypodium distachyon (stiff brome), 4194 nucleotides long. RefSeq names its product LRR receptor-like serine/threonine-protein kinase. Gene Ontology annotation, molecular function: protein binding; ATP binding; protein kinase activity. Gene Ontology annotation, cellular component: plasma membrane. Gene Ontology annotation, biological process: protein phosphorylation; hormone-mediated signaling pathway. The record is from RefSeq and is a predicted model, not a curated record. Lineage: Eukaryota; Viridiplantae; Streptophyta; Magnoliopsida; Poales; Poaceae. The coding region runs from base 472 to 3840 and encodes 1122 amino acids. The transcript is spliced from 2 exons.